ACAGAUCCUCAAUAUCUUCAUCUACCCCGCCGCCUAGUAUGAGCUCCCUUCUCUUAAAGCGGAGGCGUGACGAAACAAAUGGUUUCUUUACGGUAUCCCGCUUUAUGCUGACUGAAGUUGCUGUCGUUUAGGACAAAUCUCCCCCCCCCCCCCCUGUUACCGGUUGUGUUUUCUGGACGCGCCAUGCAAUCUCGCUGGUGGAGUUUUGGGAUUCGUCUGGUGGCGUGGACGUGGAUUUGGAGUCUGGCAUUGCUUGGAGCGUGGUGCAUUCCCGCAAAUGAAGUGAACCUGCUGGAUUCUCGCUCUGUGAUGGGAGACCUUGGAUGGGUGGCCUAUCCUAAGAAUGGGUGGGAGGAGAUCGGCGAGGUAGACGAGGACUAUGCCCCCAUCCACACCUACCAAGUGUGCCGGGUCAUGGAGCAGAACCAGAACAACUGGCUCCACACCAACUGGAUCCUGACUGAGGGAGCUCAGAGGGUCUUCAUCGAGCUCAAGUUCACUCUAAGAGACUGCAACAGCCUCCCUGGGGGCGUGGGGACCUGCAAAGAGACGUUUAAUAUGUACUACUACGAAACAGACGGCGAUGAGGAUGAAAUGGAGUACGGAGAAAUGAGAGAUGGAACAGGGAUGACAGAAGAGGAGGACCGGGCAAUGAAGGAGAGUAGAUAUAUUAAAGUGGACACAAUAGCAGCUGACGAGAGCUUUACUGAGCUGGACCUGGGGGAUCGUGUGAUGAAGCUCAACACUGAAGUCCGGGAUUUAGGUCCCUUGAUCCGGAAAGGUUUCUACCUGGCGUUUCAGGAUCUGGGGGCCUGUAUCGCUUUAGUCUCGGUACGUGUUUUCUACAAACGCUGCCCCUUUCUGGUGAAGAGUUUGGCCGAGUUUCCAGACACCAUCCCGGGUUCCGAGGCCUCGCAGCUGGUGGAAGUGGUGGGGCACUGUGUCAAUAACUCCCUGCCUUUAUAUGAGCCUCCAAGGAUGCAUUGCAGCACUGAGGGAGAAUGGCUGGUGCCUAUUGGGAAGUGCGUGUGCCAGCCGGGAUUUGAGGAAAUUAACGGCUCAUGUCAAGUCUGCAAAAUAGGGUUUUACCGUUCGCUGCUGGACUCCGUGGGCUGUAGUAAAUGUCCUCCCCACAGUGUGGCCAGGCAGACCGGAGCCACCGCCUGCAGUUGUGAGGAUGGAUACUAUAAAAUUGACUCGGACCCUCCCAAUAUGGCCUGCACACGUCCCCCCUCUGCUCCACGCAACGCCAUCUCCAAUGUCAACGAGACCAGCGUCUUCCUGGAGUGGUCUGUCCCGAUGGAAACAGGUGGCAGAAAGGAUGUCAGCUACAACAUCCUGUGCAGACGGGUCUUACCAGAUGGAAGGGGCUUUGAAGAAUGUGGUCCAAACGUACGCUUUCUGCCACGCCGCGUCGGCCUGUCAAACACGUCUGUGAUGGUUGCCGACCUGCAGUCACACACCAACUACAGCUUUCUGCUUGAGGCUGUCAAUGGUGUGUCCGAGCUGGCCAAAGAUCACGCAAAGCAGUAUGUGUCACUUAAUGUGACAACCAAUCAGGCAGCGCCCUCCCCAGUGAGUGUGGUGAGAAAAGGUCAUACAGAGAAGAGCAGCAUCGCCCUUUCUUGGGCAGAGCCCGAUCGGCCCAACGGCAUCAUCCUGGAGUAUGAGAUCAAGUAUUUUGAGAAGGAGCAAGACUCCAGCUACACCAUUAUAAAGUCCAAAGAGACUGAAAUGGUGGUCGACGGCCUGAAGCCCUCAUCAGCCUACAUCUUCCAGGUGCGAGCCAGGACCUCAGCAGGCUACGGCGCGUUUAGCCGACGUUUUGAAUUCCAGACCAGCCCUUACUUAACGGCUACCAGUGAGCGGACUCAGGCUUUGAUAGUAGCUGUAGCCAUCACACUGGCUCUGGUACUACUGGCAGUUGUUGCUGGGUUCUUGCUUAGUGGACGACGUUGUGGCUACAGCAAAGCAAAGCAAGAUCCUGAAGAGGAGAAGAUGCAUUUCCACAACGGUCACAUUAAGUUUCCAGGAGUGCGUACCUACAUUGACCCCCUCACCUAUGAAGAUCCCAACCAGGCGGUCCAUGAAUUUGCACAGGAGAUUGAUGUUUCAUUCAUCUCUAUAGAAAGGAUCAUCGGAGCUGGGGAGUUUGGCGAGGUAUGCAGUGGACCUCUGAGGCUGCCUGGGAAAAGAGAGAUGCAGGUUGCCAUUAAGACCUUGAAAGCAGGAUACACUGAACAGCAGAGACGUGACUUCCUGUGGGAGGCAUCAAUCAUGGGCCAGUUUAACCAUCCAAACAUCAUCCGUCUGGAGGGUGUGGUCACCAAGAGCAAGCCAGUAAUGAUCAUCACUGAAUACAUGGAGAACGGAUCACUGGACACUUUCCUCAAGAAAAACGAUGCUCAGUUUACCGUUAUUCAGCUGGUUGGUAUGCUGCGUGGCAUCGCUUCUGGCAUGAGAUACCUGUCCGAUAUGGGCUAUGUGCACCGUGAUCUUGCAGCUCGUAACAUCCUGGUCAACAGUAACCUUGUGUGUAAAGUAUCUGAUUUUGGCCUGUCCCGAGUCCUUGAAGAUGACCCGGAGGCUGCAUACACCACACGGGGCGGGAAGAUUCCUAUUCGCUGGACAGCUCCAGAGGCGAUUGCAUACAGGAAGUUCACCUCAGCGAGCGAUGUGUGGAGUUAUGGUAUUGUCAUGUGGGAGGUGAUGUCAUACGGAGAGAGGCCAUACUGGGAGAUGUCCAAUCAAGAUGUAAUUAAAGCGGUAGAGGAGAGCUACAGGUUGCCAGGUCCUAUGGACUGCCCUGAGGCUCUGUACCACCUGAUGAUGGACUGUUGGCAGCGAGAACGCAGCAACCGGCCCAAGUUUGAUGAGAUUGUCUGUCUACUAGACAAGCUCAUUCGAAACCCCAGCUCAUUAAAAAAACUUGUCAACUCCUCACACAGGGUUUCCAACCUGUUAGUGGAGCAUGCCAGUGUAGAAGGGAACUGCAGUACUCGGAGCCAGACCAUUGGGGAGUGGCUUGACUCCAUUAAGAUGGGUCGUUACACUGAGCUCUUCAUGGAAGGUGGAUACUCUUCACUGGAGACAGUGGCUCAGAUGACAUCCGAGGAUUUACGAAGAGUCGGAGUCAACUUAGCUGGACAUCAGAAAAAAAUUAUCACAAGCAUUCAGGAGAUGAGAGUCCAUAUGAACAACAUAAACUCUACUGUAAACAUCUGAUGCAUAUGUAGAGGCAACCUACACACAAAGACACAUACUUAAAAACAAACAUACACCCAAUUUUUGGACCUAGUAUGAUGAAAAAACAGAGAUUUGCUGUUGGACCUAGAGCAGCAUAGCACUUUCUAUGGUUAAGGAGACCCCAGUGUUUUUGGAUCUUAUCUGGAGAAAGCACAUUUUGUGGUGCUUUUGUAUGGAGUUUGCUUGUGUUGUCAAAGUGGAUUUUUGACAUUGCAGCACUUGAACCAAACUGUUCACUGAAGCUGAGUGGUGCAUAAUGAAAGGAAAAAGAUGAAGAGCUAAACUGAAGUAAAACCAAGGGAAGACUAUUCAUUUUAAUUAUUUAAUUUUUGUGACUCUUUGAGAUUGUGAAAUUUCUUGCACUGCUUGGAUUCUCUCAGAUCAAACCUGACACAAAGACCCCAGAUCUGGCUUUGAGACCAAACAGCACUUUUUUGACAGUAUCACAAAUAUGGAAGUUUUCAUACAGCAGGCCGCAACCCUUACUCAGUCAGCUUGUCUCAGGGGAUCUGAACCCAGUGGCUCUGAACAGUACCAACCUUUUCUAUUGGAGUUUUGUCUGAAAUUACACUUCCAUUGACCAGUCAGAGAAUUGAGUGCCAUUCACAGGCAGGGUUAACAUGUAAUAAUGAACAAAGGAAAAAAAAAUCUUCAUUAGUUUCAGCUUUUGCUUUUCCAUGCUGAUGUACUCCGGAGUGAGCGUUUCUGUCUCAGGCAGGACUUCAUGCAACAAGACUGAAGUUGUAACCCAGCAACUCAGCAAUGAUUCUUCCUCCUGUUUUGCUAUACAGUAUGCUUAUGAAUAUCUUCCAGACCAAUUUUUCAGUAGGCUGAAAUUUUAAAAAAAAAGUUAUUUACCAGGUCUUGUUGCCCUCCAGAUGAAAAGUUUGACUAGACUUUAGUAUAAUCCAUAACUUUUCUUCUGCAUGAAUGUAUUACCUUACACAUAACACUAGGUUCAGAUGCAACAAAAAACUGGUCUAUUUUUAUUGAUAUGCCCUCAAGCGGGAUAUCAAUUGGCUUUUAAAAUGUUGGUCCUUACAACUAGCAUCUGAAUUAAACUUAAAAAAGAUUCAUCUGACUUUUCAUUAUCCUUGCUCUAAAUGUAUGUAGGGGUAUGCAGAUUUAAAUUUAAAUUGCUUCAUAUACAAUAGAUACUUUGCACAAGUUUAAAGGGAACUUUGUCUCAGAUUUCAGGUAAAUAUCAUAUAGGCUCUCAAAUUAACAUUUUGAAAUCAGUCACUUAGAGUCAAGCAGAUACUAUAGCAGAACUGAUCCUUCAUCCAGAUUCUCAUGAACCCUCAUGCAGGCUCAGAGACUGACCCUCAAAUGGAAAUAAGAUAAUGUUCGAAGGCACUUCCCAAAGGAUGCAACUGGAAAUCUCAAUCAGAAAGUCAUGGAAAGUUAAAGUAAAAACUGAUUUGUCACUGUCAUGAUGGAACUACCACAUAAAUUCAACUGAAAAUGGUCAA
This is a messenger RNA of Labrus mixtus (cuckoo wrasse), 4718 nucleotides long. Its product is annotated as ephrin type-A receptor 5. The transcript is spliced from 19 exons. Gene Ontology annotation, biological process: protein phosphorylation; cell surface receptor protein tyrosine kinase signaling pathway; axon guidance. Bases 184 to 3225 code for a protein of 1013 amino acids. The record is from RefSeq and is a predicted model, not a curated record. Gene Ontology annotation, molecular function: protein binding; ATP binding; transmembrane-ephrin receptor activity. Gene Ontology annotation, cellular component: plasma membrane; neuron projection. Lineage: Eukaryota; Metazoa; Chordata; Actinopteri; Labriformes; Labridae.